Chrysoperla carnea is the source of this 2825-nucleotide messenger RNA. It is a transcript of the gene Gat, whose product is annotated as sodium- and chloride-dependent GABA transporter 1. The record is from RefSeq and is a predicted model, not a curated record. Gene Ontology annotation, cellular component: membrane. The coding region runs from base 59 to 1957 and encodes 632 amino acids. Lineage: Eukaryota; Metazoa; Arthropoda; Insecta; Neuroptera; Chrysopidae. The transcript is spliced from 9 exons. Gene Ontology annotation, biological process: sodium ion transmembrane transport.
AAACCAAAUUUAAGAAAUAAUUGUGUACCGAUAGAAAAUUUUUUAAAAGAGAUAAGUGAUGACUGGCGAUAAUCGGGAGAGUUCGGCGGUCACCGGCACCGAAUGCUUGGAUAACGUAUUAGAUAGACAAGAUAAUGAAGAAUUGGAAUUAGCUGUUAUGGCAAACUUACAAAAUUCAUCAAAACCACCUGUCAAAAAUGCACCAAUACCAGAUCGAGGAAAUUGGUCCAGUAAAUUGGAUUUUAUUUUAUCGGUUGUGGGCUUAGCUAUUGGUUUAGGAAAUGUUUGGCGAUUCCCAUAUUUAUGCUAUAAAAAUGGCGGUGGCGCAUUUUUAAUACCAUAUUUUAUCACAUUAUUUUUGGCGGGCAUACCCAUGUUCUUUAUGGAGUUAGCACUUGGUCAAAUGUUAACGAUUGGUGGUUUAGGAGUAUUCAAAAUUGCUCCAAUAUUUAAAGGAAUUGGAUAUGCUGCAGCAGUUAUGUCCUGUUGGAUGAACAUUUAUUACAUUGUAAUUUUAGCUUGGGCUAUUUUUUACUUCUUUAUGUCGUUACGUGCAGAUGUACCAUGGCGAACCUGUAAUAAUUACUGGAACACAAAGAGUUGUGUAAAUCCGUAUGAUCGAGCACGUCUUUCCUGUUGGGAACAAUAUAACAUGAAUAAUACAGUAACAAAAAUUUGUGCCGUAAAUCAAUUUAAUAUAUCAGCCAAUGAUUUAACAGAUCCCGUUAAAGAAUUUUGGGAGCGACGAGCUUUACAAAUAUCUGACGGUAUUGAACAUGUUGGUAGUUUACGUUGGGAAUUAGCUGGAACUUUAUUGUUAGUAUGGAUCCUUUGCUACUUUUGUAUUUGGAAAGGUGUCAAAUGGACUGGAAAAGUUGUGUAUUUCACAGCUCUUUUCCCAUAUGUUUUGUUAACUAUUCUCUUAAUUCGUGGUGUCACAUUACCUGGAGCUGCCGAAGGAAUUCGAUUUUAUGUAAUGCCGAAUUUAAGUAAAUUAAGGGAGUCUGAAGUAUGGAUUGACGCAGUCACACAAAUUUUCUUCUCAUAUGGUCUUGGUUUAGGCACUUUAGUCGCCCUUGGAAGUUAUAAUAAAUUUACGAAUAAUGUUUACAAAGAUGCGUUAAUUGUUUGUUCGGUCAAUUCGAGUACCAGUAUGUUUGCAGGUUUUGUAAUCUUCUCUGUAGUCGGGUUCAUGGCGCACGAGCAACAGAAACCUGUUGCAGAAGUAGCUGCUUCAGGACCAGGUUUAGCUUUUCUGGCAUAUCCGUCGGCAGUACUGCAACUUCCUGGAGCUCCAUUAUGGUCAUGCCUGUUCUUCUUUAUGAUACUUCUAAUUGGUUUGGAUUCACAAUUUUGUACAAUGGAAGGAUUUAUAACGGCUGUUAUUGAUGAGUGGCCCCAUUUAUUACGUAAACGAAAAGAAAUAUUUAUUGCAAUGGUUUGUGGAUUAUCGUAUAUCGUGGGAUUGUCUUGUAUUUCACAGGGUGGAAUGUACGUUUUCCAAAUAUUAGAUUCGUACGCCGUAAGUGGUUUUUGCUUACUGUGGAUCAUAUUCUUUGAAUGUAUUGCAAUCUCAUGGGCAUUUGGUGUCAGUCGAUUUUAUGAUGGAAUCAAAGAAAUGAUUGGAUAUUAUCCAAUUGUAUGGUGGAAAUUUUGUUGGACUAUUACAACGCCAGCGAUAUGUGUUGGAACAUUUAUAUUUAAUUUGAUACAAUGGACACCGAUUAAAUACUUGGAUUAUUCGUAUCCAUGGUGGUCACACGUAUUUGGAUGGUUCACAGCCUUAACCUCAAUGUUAUGUAUUCCUGGUUAUAUGAUUUAUCUAUGGUACACAACACCUGGAGAUCGUGAUACGAAAAUGCGUUUACUGGUUCGAAUAGAGGACGAUGUACCAACUGUACGAGCUAAAAUGCAAGCCGAAGCUCAAGCCGCUGCUAAUAAAGCUGUAGAAGUAUAAUUGAUAGUUCACUUAUUAUAUCAUUCCAUUGUUUUUUGGGCUUUCAAAAGUUUUAGCCCAGUUUUAAAAACAUUGUAUAAAAAAAAUUCAAACAAAAUUUGUCCUACACAUAUCCUAUUAUAUAUUUUUGUAACGUCAAGUCUCAAAUUCAAAUAUCAAAACUCCAAAAAAUCAUACUCAAAUUGAAACAAUAACAUGCAUUCGGGGUCAAAUCAUGGGCUUCCAUUUACAUAUCGAAGUAGAUUUUGAUAUAAUAUUUACAGGCCUGAACAAUAAUUCAAUAGAUGGCUCAAAAAUUUUUUAUACAUUUUUACCCCUUCCUCUAUUUUUGAGGCCUAUCAAUAAAUUUUUAAAAAGAAAAAACAAAAACCUAGUGAAAACUAUGUCACGAGCAGAAAUAUGAUGUAUAUCAAGAAAAUAUAUAAGAAAUGACAAGACUAUAAGCACCCGUGAUUAAAUUUACAGCACCUGACGUUGCGUACUUUGUACUGCUCAUCACCUGUCUUUCUCUCGGGCGAGACAAAAAAAGAUAGGCGUAAUGCUUCUUCUGUCAUCUCUACUCAAGUUUCACGUCCUUAUAUAUAUAUUCUUGAUAUGUAUGUUAUUGAUAUAUAUAUGUGGGUAAGAUCGUCCGCCAUUUUUAUGAUAAUGUCAAAUAAAGAUGGCGAGCGAUCUUACACACAUAUAUAUAGAACCCUACUGGCAACAUUGAAAUGAAACCACAUUCUUCACCUAAUUUAUUGCUCAUCGUUUUUAUAAACUUGACUCUUAGAAUUCGCAUAGAAAUUUUUGUAAUUAAAUAAAGAAAAUCGGCCAUAAUUACCCAAAUGAGUGAAUUCGAUUUCAAAUUUUUGUUUUUUUUUUAAAG